Messenger RNA from Chroicocephalus ridibundus (black-headed gull), 4966 nucleotides. It is a transcript of the gene STIM1, whose product is annotated as stromal interaction molecule 1. The transcript is spliced from 13 exons. Gene Ontology annotation, biological process: store-operated calcium entry; intracellular calcium ion homeostasis; activation of store-operated calcium channel activity. Gene Ontology annotation, molecular function: protein binding; calcium ion binding; calcium channel regulator activity. Gene Ontology annotation, cellular component: endoplasmic reticulum; plasma membrane. Bases 239 to 2713 code for a protein of 824 amino acids. The record is from RefSeq and is a predicted model, not a curated record. Lineage: Eukaryota; Metazoa; Chordata; Aves; Charadriiformes; Laridae.
GCUCUCCCGGGAGAGACCACUGUGGGUGUGGGGGAAGCGGGGGGCAGCCCCCGAGGCGGUUUCCGGGGCCGGGCCCGGCGCGGGGCAGCGGGAAUGUUCCGGGAAUACCGGAAAAAUCACCCCCGCCCGCUAUCCCGCAGGUGGUGACGGCCGGGCCGCGGUGCCUGAGGUGAGCGGCCGGGCCCGGCGGUGGCGGCGGGGGCCGAUGCCCCGGUGGAGCUGAAGGGAAGCGGCGGAGAUGGACGUUCGGUCGGGAGUGGCGGUGUGGGUUCUGUGCGGCUUCCUCCUGCAGCAGGGCCGGGGCGAGCGGCCCCCGGGCUCCCACCUGGACGAGACCGCCAUCGCAGAGUUCUGCCGCAUUGACAAGCCCCUGUGCCACGAUGAGGACGAGCAGCUCAGCUUCGAAGCCGUCCGCAAUAUCCACAAGCAGAUGGACGACGAUGCCAACGGCAACGUGGACGUGGAGGAGAGCGACGAGUUCUUGAGGGAGGACUUGAAUUAUCAUGACCCAACAGUCAAGCACAGCACCUUCCACGGAGAAGACAAGCUCAUUAGCGUGGAAGAUCUCUGGAAGGCCUGGAAGACAUCUGAAGUGUAUAACUGGACGGUUGACGAGGUGGUUCAGUGGCUCAUUACCUACGUGGAGCUGCCGCAGUACGAGGAGACCUUCAGAAAGCUGCAGCUGAGUGGACACGCCAUGCCCAGGCUAGCGGUGAACAACGCCACCAUGAUGGGAAGCGUUCUGAAAAUGACGGAUCGGAGCCACCGGCAGAAGCUGCAGCUGAAGGCUCUGGACACGGUGCUGUUCGGGCCCCCGCUCUUAACUCGUCACAACCACCUGAAGGACUUCAUGCUGGUGGUGUCCAUCGUCAUCGGCGUGGGUGGCUGCUGGUUUGCCUACAUCCAGAAUCGCUACUCAAAGGAGCACAUGAAGAAGAUGAUGAAAGACCUGGAGGGGCUCCACAGAGCGGAACAGUCUCUCCAUGACCUUCAAGAACGGCUGCAGAAGGCGCAGGAGGAGCAUCGCUCCGUGGAGGUGGAAAAGGUGCACCUGGAGAAGAAACUGCAAGACGAGAUCAGCAUCGCCAAGCAGGAGGCACACCGGCUGCGGGAGCUGCGGGAGGGCACGGAGAAUGAGCUGAGCAGGCAGAAAUACGCUGAGCAAGAGCUGGAGCAGGUGCGGAUGGCGCUGAAGAACGCGGAGAAGGAGCUGGAGUCCCACUGCAGCUGGGCUGCGCCCGAGGCCCUGCAGAAGUGGCUCCAGCUGACCCAUGAGGUGGAGGUCCAGUACUACAACAUCAAGAAACAGAAUGCGGAGAAGCAGCUGCUGGUGGCCAAGGAAGGGGCUGAAAAAAUUAAAAAGAAGCGAAACACCCUGUUUGGAACAUUUCACGUGGCUCACAGCUCAUCUCUAGAUGAUGUUGAUCAUAAAAUCUUAACUGCAAAGCAAGCGCUGAGCGAAGUGACGGCCGCGCUGCGGGAGCGCCUGCAUCGCUGGCAGCAGAUCGAGCUGCUCUGCGGCUUCCAGAUCGUCAACAACCCGGGCAUCCACAGCCUGGCAUCCGCCCUCAACAUCGACCCCAGCUGGAUGGGCACCCCGCGGCCCAACCCCUCCCACUUCAUCAUGACCGAUGACGUGGACGAUUUGGACGAAGAGCUGGUGUCUCCCAUGUCCAUACAAUACGCAGCCUGGCUUUUCGGGCGCAGGUUCAGUGACCGUUCGUCUCUGUCCUUGGAGGAUCAGUCCCUCUGGAAAUACCCUGCUCCGGCGUUGCCCAGCACAGUUCGCCAGCGCCUGGUGGACCCACAGCACGCCCACGGAUCUCAGAGGUUGGUAGAGAGUUACGUGCAAGGCCAGAAUGAGUCGGGCCAAGCUGCCCAUUACCGGGCGGGCAGAGUCUCUCUCCGUCGAAUGCACAGCCUCUCCUCCGGACAGUCUUUCAGUUCUGACCUUCCCGGCACCAGCCCAUCGUCUGCUGCCGCCACCACCUCUUCCACCUCUUGCUCCUCAUCCACCACCACUGCAUCUGCUCCUGCUUGCCAUGUCCACCCUGCCUAUUACCAUCACACCACCUCCUCUUAUUUCCUUCAGAUGGACUCCAUCCCCGAUCUACCCCCUCCUGAUGUCACCUCUGGAGUUCGCUGUCGCACUGAGAGCUCUGGAGACUUGACUCGCUGCGACUCCGAGUCCUCCAUCCCGCACCUGAGCGACCACCAGCGUAUCCCCAGCUCGGCGCCCAAGCUGCUGGCUGCCCGCCCCAACCUGCUGACCAGGUCCAUCGAGGAGGCUGCCCCCGGCCACCCUGCCAUCGGCGCGCCCACCCCCAACGGCGGCAGCCGGCACGCGGAAGCCUCCGGCCUGGGGGCUUUGCCAGAGCGGCUGCCCGAGAGCCCCAUGGUGAUGAAGAAGAUGAUGAUGGUGAAUCACGGCAUGGAGAAGUCCUCCAGCCUGGGGGAGAUCAGCCACCCGACAGCCGGCAAGCACAGCCACUCGGAUUCCUCCCGGUCCCACAGCCCCAGCUCCACCGACCCCGACACCCCCUCCCCCAUCUCUGACUGCCGGCCCAGCGGCGCCAAGAGCACCCGCAUCCCGCAGCUGGCUGCCAAGAAGAGCCCGGGGGACGAGGACAGCAGCUUGACAGGCGACGAGGUUGACCUCGGCCAGAGCAAGAAAAAGUUCCCCCUAAAGAUCUUCAAGAAGCCCAAGAAGUAGAGAUGGAGGGGGGGGAAGAGGACACCCACCCAGAGCGCGACCUGCUGGGAGCCGGGGGGCGGCCGUGCCCCGGGAACGCAGCGCAGCCGCCCGUCCCGCACCCCGCGGGCUCGGCGCCGGCCUCCCCUCCGCACCCUCCGUCUCCCAGUCACCUCACCCAACACUGGCAGCGGGAGGAGCUAUUUAAACUUAUUUAUUUCCUGAUCUCUCAGAAAAAAAAAAAAGAUUAAAAAAAAACAGAAAAAGAAAAAAAAAAAGGCGACGACAACCGCUCCCCCAAGAGAAGAGCCGCCCUUUCUCCCUUCCGACUGCUGCAGUCCCUGGCUUUGCUGUGCAUGGCUUCCAGUUACUCCUGCCUCUGCUCAGCCACACGGCAUUUGGGUUUGGUUUCAAUGUGGUUUUAUUUUUUUAUUUUAUUUUUUUUUAUUAUUAUUAUUUUUAAUUUUUUGUUUUGUUUGUUUGUUUCCGGUUCUUCUGCCUCUUCCAACUUUUGCACAGGCUGUCCGGGGAGGUCGGGGUGGUGCGAGCGCGCGGAGCGGGGCCAGCGGCUCCCCCGAGCGGGCAGCGCGCUCCCCGCUCGCCCCUCGGGGUGACUCAGGUGCGAGCCUCCACGGCAGCCGUUCUCUCCUCACUCCCAUGAAUCACGUUCCUCCACCCUGGCCCCCAUGGCUGUGACGGUUGGGAGGGGGAAGAUCCCUCUCUGUGCGCUCUUGGUGAGCAAGAGCGAGCGACGACGUGCCCUCGGAGGGAGGGCUCAGCCCUUGCCGGUACUUGUGCAUCCGCAGUUCUGCCCUUGACCCGCUUCCCGCUUGCGCCGGGGGCGGCUGCGUCCCGCUGGGAUCCCACGGUGGGACGGGGCUGCUCUGACCGGUCGGCCGUGGUGCUGCCGGAGCAGCUCCGGCGUCUGCCUGCGGUGGGAUGCUGGGGCAGAGGAGCCCAUGGCUGCCCCCAUCCUUACUCCCCAGGCCCCUGGAGCUGCCCGGGGCGGGGAGCAGCGAUGGGCUCCUCCGAACCCAGACCUGCCCCAGGGGCCUGUCUCUGCAAGGAGCGGGGUGAUGGAGGAGCACCAAGAGAAGGGCCGUCUCCGUGGGGUGUUGGUGCAGAGCCGGGUCCAGCCGCCACAACCACACAAAGAGGAAGGGGCUCCCGGUGCAGGGCCCGUCCCCUGUCCCGCUGUCACAGUUUGCCAGUCCCGGAGGGAGCGGGGGGCAGCGGGGGUCUACUUGGCUGGGGACCCGCAGGCUGUGUGUGGGUGGUAGGAGCCUGAAAACGUCCUCCCCCUUCUCCUGGCUCCAUCCCUCUGCGGCAGGCCUGCCCUCCGGCCGGGUGCUGGGGGCUCUGCGCCCUCCCCGGGCACCGAGGGGAUGCAGGCAGGGACGGAGGCUGCACCCGGGCGUCCUCCCUGCCCCGAGGCCACGCUCGCUCCAGCCGGCGGCCGGGCUCUGCCUGGCUGUGCCAGCCUGUGGCCCGGGCCCUGCUGCCAUUCGGUGCCGGCAGAGCCUGCGGCAGGUCUGGGGCUGCCCCCAGCCGCCCUCCCGCAUCCCCGGCACCAAACCACCCCCCAGGGCUCUCCUCGGGGUCCCUGCCCUGCCACCCGCUCUGUCCCAAGCCCCCCCCCCAACCCCGUGCCGUCAUCCGGCACGUUCCGGCACGUCCCCAGCGGUGGCUGCUGCCCGAGGCCGCCCGGCUGUUGAAGCGGCUGAGGGCAGAGGAGGAUGCACGGCUGGCAGGGAGGAAGAGGAGGCAGGGCGGGAUGCUGAAAGCCCCCCCCCCCCGGGCCUUGCUUUAUGCCAGAGUAAUAUAUAUGUGUAUGUUGACAAUACAGGAAGGGCUAUAAAGGUGUUUUUUUGUUUCAUAGGUGGUAGUUAGACAAUUACACUGUUGCUUUGAGAUAAGUGAAAAAUUCCUCUAAAUGACUAAGUGCCUGCAUUUCCCCGCGGCUGCUCCGAGGUGCGGGGAGGGGGGACGCCGCGCUCAGCCCCCACGGUCGGGGCGGCCGCCACGGGCAGCUCGGGGCGGCUCGGCCACCCCCAGGAGCGGGGCUGGCGGCGGCUGUGGGGGCUGCCCGGGCAGGAGCCGGGAGCCCCGGCGGCGCUGCUUGUGGUGGCGGAGACCUGUCGAUGCUUCUGGAGAAGGGGUUGGGGAUCCACCAAACGGCAACUGUUGACGCAUCUGCCAAAUCUUGAUUUUAUUUUUUUUUUUUCGGUCAUUUCAUAAAACUUUUAAAUCCAAUAAAGCAUGUAGUCUAUUUUA